AUGAGCAUUCAUAUUCUAGGAACAGGAGCUAUUGGAUGCCACAUUGCAUCCGUCUUAAAGUCCAAUAAACUACCAGUAACACUCCUGCUUCGUUCUCGCAACCACCUAAAUGACUUUAGCAGCCGUCAAAACACCAUCACCUAUCGUUCUCAAGGACACACCAACAAGAUAUCCGGUUUUGAAGCAAGUGUUGUGGGAGACGCAACUGACCAAACACCCAUCCAGUCACUCAUUGUAGCCACCAAGGGUCACCACACUCUCAAGGCGCUUGCUCCCAUGGCCUCUCGAUUGUCUGCCCAGAGCACCAUUUUGCUGCUUCAGAAUGGAAUGGGUGUUGCAGAAGAAUUGGUGGAAAACUUGUGGCCAAAUAGUACCCCACCUGCUAUUUUUAUUGGCGUGAAUCGUCAUGCAGUUGAGCGUAUGGGCCCUUAUGAUAUCACACAUCAUUCUGGUUAUGCUGACCCAGACGCUUUGCGGAUUGGAAGGUUCCCUCAUGCAAAUGCAGCUGAAGAUACACCACAGUCAGAACUUGUAUCCCAACUCGUUGCCAUCCCAGAACUGAAUGCAGCUCAGUUGCCUUGGCAUCAGGUGCUAGUCAAGAUGUACAAAAAGUUGGUUGUCAAUGCCUGUAUCAACGCAGUGGCAUCUGUGCUCAUGUACAAGAACAUUGGCAACAUCAAGAACGGCAAUCCCAGUGGUAUUGCCCUGAUGAGGUCCAUCUGCCAGGAAGCGCAUGAUGUCUUUAAAGAGGACUUGCCUGGUGAAACAGUGGAUUCGUUGAUGAACAUGGUGCUGGCCAUCAACCAAGAAGCAGGAGAGAAUGUGUGUUCGACCCUGCAAGAUAUCCGAUCCAAGAACCUCACAGAGAUUGAUUAUUUGAACGGCUACAUAUGCAAGAAGGGCAAAGAACGAGGCAUUGAUGUGCGUUAUAACCAAGCCAUGGUGUACAUUAUCCACGCAAAAGAAGCACUGUAUGAAUAG
Molecule: messenger RNA, 981 nt
Organism: Mucor velutinosus
Lineage: Eukaryota; Fungi; Mucoromycota; Mucoromycetes; Mucorales; Mucoraceae
Exons: 1
Coding region: 1-981 (326 amino acids)
Biological process (GO): pantothenate biosynthetic process
Cellular component (GO): mitochondrion; cytoplasm
Molecular function (GO): NADP binding; 2-dehydropantoate 2-reductase activity
Source: RefSeq, a predicted model, not a curated record